GUCAAUCAUGGCGAAUUUCCUGCAUCUUCCAGCCGACGAGCCGGGCUUCUUCGAUCCAGCAUUGGAGUUUUCUCGCUACGUGUACCUGCUGAUCGGACAAGAUCCUGGAGCGAUCGAUGAGAAGAUCUCGGACCAGAAGGCCUUCGACUUGGCCUUGGAGAACUUGGACCAGAUUUUCUCUCAAGCUGGAGAGAAGGAGAAGGAGAAGGAGACAGUAGAGGGAGCGUUGAACGUAGUUUGCUGGCUGUUCCAGCGCGUCCUCGAGAACAACACAGCUCCUGCUGAAGCUGUCACGCUGGUCGACAAGUUCCUCCAGCGCCUCCGCAGCGAUGUCACCCUCCAUCCCACCCUUCGUCUGAAGACCAUGAGCACCAUCUACAACAUCCUGGGAGGAAACGGCACUGCCAGGUACAACACCUUCCUGGCCAUCGUGGAAUACGCGGCGGCGGCAGGGAAGGAACAUUUCGCCCUGGUCACGAGCCAGUUCGACCAGCUGGAGAGCAUGCUCGGGGAGUGGGGAACUGACAUUCAGAAGACGAGGGCGCUGUAUCAAGUGAUCUUCGACUCGAUGGCGAAGCAUGACAGCAGGGACAAGGCUCAUCAGUUCAGGAUCAAGUACCUCGAGUCGUUCCAGGGGGAGAGGAACCUUGAGGAGGCGAAGGUGCAGGCGAACAUCGCGGUGGUUGAGGCGAUUUCAGACCCCAAGAUCUACCAGUACGACACCUACCUGGAGCUCAAUGCCAUCCGGGCGCUCGAGAAUGAUUCGAAGCAUGGCAAGACCUUCACGCUGCUGCAGCUGUUCUCUCACGACAACUUGGAGGGGUUCAACAAGUUCUACGCGUCCAGCAGCUCUUACGUUGAAAGCCUAGGGUUGAAGAAGGAGGAAUGCAUUUUGAAGAUGAGACUCCUGACUCUCUGCUCGCUGGCUGCGAACUCCAAGGAGAUCGGAUACGCGGAGAUCGCUCAAAACCUUCAGGUGCAGGAGAGCGAGGUCGAGUCCUGGGCGAUCAAGGCGAUCACGGCGGAGCUCAUGGAUGCCAAGAUGGACCAGCUGAACAAGGUCCUGGUUAUCAAUCACUGCAAGGAUAGAAUCUUUUCUAAGGCGAAGUGGACCGAGUUGCGGUCGAAGCUUGUGGGGUGGAAGGAUAGGAUAAAGCAGCUCAUGAUGGUGCUGGAAAAUGCCAAGGUGCAGCAGCAGCAGCAGCAGAUGAUGCAAAUUCAGGCCCAAAUGCAAUCCAUGUAAAAAUUUGAUCGAAACUCUUCGUCGACGUGCACAAUCUUGUUGGUUUCUAGUAUUGUUUUGUUUUUUCUCGUAUUUUCUAAUAGAAGUACAACUAGUAAUG
Molecule: messenger RNA, 1343 nt
Organism: Guillardia theta CCMP2712
Lineage: Eukaryota; Cryptophyceae; Pyrenomonadales; Geminigeraceae
Exons: 7
Coding region: 8-1243 (411 amino acids)
Biological process (GO): cytoplasmic translational initiation
Cellular component (GO): eukaryotic translation initiation factor 3 complex; cytoplasm
Molecular function (GO): translation initiation factor activity
Source: RefSeq, a predicted model, not a curated record